Messenger RNA from Papilio polytes (common Mormon), 894 nucleotides. RefSeq lists its product as uncharacterized. NCBI's taxonomy places the organism in Eukaryota, Metazoa, Arthropoda, Insecta, Lepidoptera, Papilionidae. The record is from RefSeq and is a predicted model, not a curated record. Bases 112 to 894 code for a protein of 260 amino acids. The transcript has 7 exons.
CAAAAUCCUGGACCAAUUCAGUCUGGCAUCGAUCCUCAGUAUUUAGGAACGUAUGCUGGAAGCAGCAAUUAUGUAGCAGGACAACAAAACCAGGGCCAAUAUCUAAUCCCAAUGCAAAGGGAUCUUCAAGAAUGCAUGCAGCAAGAUUUUCAAGGUCAACAACGCUAUCAAGCUCAGAAUUAUCAAAAUAUUAUCCCAGAAACAUCAGAUGCAGUAGUUUAUAGUAAUUAUAUGAAUAAAAAUGUUGUCGGUGCUAUUAAACCUGUAAAGAAGUAUUCCAAUGAAUCGCUUUUAACACCGAAAGGAAAAUCUCAAACGCUAAUUUAUCAAUCAAAGCAGUCAAAUUCUUCUAGAGCCUCAACGUCUACGAUAACCGAAGAAUCUAGUGCAGAAAACGUAGUUAUGCCAUUAAAAGAAGUAACGAGCAAGCCUAUAGAAACUAUUAUAGCGAAGAAUGAAGCACAAAAUCAACGAAAAAUACGUUCUGAUAAGCUUCAAGCGUUGUAUAAAAGCGGACCGCGAGCAUUUUCCGGGCCUGUGGAGAAAGUGCUCAAAUGGCACAAGCUUCUAAAGGAAAUAGGAGUUUUGGUACUUUAUGAAAUUGUUGCGAAAUGUUUAAGAAUAAGACAAGGUAAACCUUAUGAGAAGAUUUUAGUGAUUAAAGAUGAAAUUGGACCAGCGAUGGAAGUUGUAUAUUACGAGAUAGAUUUUCUAUUGCCCGAAUUUACAAUACCUUGUACUGUUAGAGUGGUAGGUCGCAUGUUGUCGGGCUCAUGUCGGCUACAAGCGUACAGCGUGCGCGCGGCCACGGGCGACGACAUUGCCUCGCUGCCGCGCCGCGCCGCUGUCGCACAACACCACGUCGCCAAACUGGCGAAAGAGUACACACAAUAA